AUGCUUCAACCGCAGAUAUUGACCGCGAGGCAACAGCAAGAGUUGAAUAAAGCAAUUAUUCAGUAUAUAAAGCCUAUAGCCGAAGAAGCAAAUGAUGGUGAUUUAAUCCAAAAACUUUCAGAAAGCUUAGAUGUCCCGUUAGGCUCCAUUGAUGACAGUGUUAUUCCUAACUAUCUAGAAAAGAAAUGGUCAACAGUACUAAGACUACAACACAAGAUUAUUGAUUUAGAGGGUGAAGUAAGUAACUUGAGGACGGUUAUUGAUUCACAACAAAUAGUUCCGUCGGCAUCAGCAUCUGUUAUUGGUAAAGAUAAGAUUAAUUGGUUACCUAGCUCAUCUAUAAAAGCUUUCAAAACGCAGUCACAUCAGUUGGUACAAUCCGUAUCGAUUCACCCAGCUCUUCCAAUAAUACUUGGGGGAUGUUCCGAUGGUUCACUCAUUAUAUGGAAUUUAGUUAAUGAUGAAUCUUUAAUUCCUGAGAAAAUAAUUAAAGCGCAUAUAAGAGGUGUAAACACCAUAGCUUGGUCCAAAAAGCCAGUAGAUUUAUCAGGCAAAGGUAGUGAAGCCAAAGGCAUUGCUCAUGUUAUGGCAACUUGCUCCUCUGACUUAUCAAUUAAGAUUUGGGAUGGAGCUACAUUUAAGCAUAUAAGAACUUUAACAGGACAUGAACAUACCAUUUCAUCUAUCGUGUUUUCAGCUUCAAAACCUAAUAUUCUUUAUUCAGUGUCUCGUGACAAGUCUGUUAAAGUAUGGGAUUUAGUGAAUGGAUAUUGCAUCAAGACUUUCAUUGGGCAUAGUGACUGGGUUAGGGAUAUAGACGUCAUUAGUGUUAAUUCAAAUCUCUUACAGGAGCAACUGGAUAUUAAUCCAGAACUUGGUGACUUUUUAGUUACAUGCUCUAAUGAUCAAUCAAUCAGGUUAUCGCAUGCGGAAUCAGGAACCGGUUUAUCACUUUCAAUUGGCCAUACUCAUGUAAUUGAAUGUGUCAAGUUUUUGCCUUUCCAUUCAAACUAUAUCAUAGACAAGUACAUUAAAGAAAACGAAUCACUUUUUCCAAAUAUAUCACCAGAGGUUCUCGAUGACCCGAAUUAUACAAAUUUAUUAGGAUAUAAGUACUGUAUAUCUGGUGGCCGUGAUAAUAGUGUUAAAUUAUGGCUUUUACCACCCCCAGUUUUCAGGCCGCAUAGACAUCCUCUUCCUUCUCAAUUAAACAACUCCCAGGGGUGGUUGAUUGCAGAUUUAGUAGGCCAUCAAUCGUGGGUUAAAUCUUUACAUAUACACCCAAAUGGAAGAUUUGUAUUCAGUGGGAGUGAUGAUAAAACGAUUAAGAUCUGGGAUCUUUCCAGUUUGAAUGUUAACGGUAGGGUUAAGUGUGUAAAAAACUUAAUUGGUCAUGAAGGCUUCGUAAAUGAUAUAGAGUUUGCAAGCUUUGAAAUUACGAAUAAUAUCCAUGCUUCGAAGACAGCGGACGAUGGUAAAACAAAGACAGAAGAAGAUAGACGCAACGAAUUAAUGAAAUCAAUAGAGUCCAAAAUAAGAUGCUUGUUUAUAAGUGGAGGAGUGGACAAUUGUAUAAGGUUAUGGAGUUGA
Molecule: messenger RNA, 1590 nt
Organism: Debaryomyces hansenii CBS767
Lineage: Eukaryota; Fungi; Ascomycota; Pichiomycetes; Serinales; Debaryomycetaceae
Exons: 1
Coding region: 1-1590 (529 amino acids)
Molecular function (GO): protein binding
Source: RefSeq, a predicted model, not a curated record